CUAUCUUCCCCACGUAAUCUUUCGACGUCACCGUCUUCUCAUCUCCCCCUCUACUCAUAAUGUCUGCUCCUGCUGCUUUCUCCGAUAUCGCCAAGGCGGCCAACGACCUCCUGAACAAGGACUUCUACCACUCCAACCCUGCCAGCUUGGAGGUUAAGUCCAAGGCCCCCAAUGGCGUCACCUUCAACGUGAAGGGCAAGUCGGCCCACGAGGGCUCCAUCGCUGGCACUCUCGAGGCCAAAUAUGUUGACCAGCCCACUGGCCUCACCCUGACCCAGGCUUGGACCACCGCCAACGCCCUCGACACCAAGCUCGAGCUCGACAACAACAUCGCCAAGGGCCUCAAGGCUGAGAUCCUGACCCAGUACCAGCCCGCCAAGCAGUCCAAGGGCGCUAAGCUGAACCUCUACUUCAAGCAGCCCAACCUGCACGCCCGUGCCUUCUUCGACCUCCUCAACGGCCCCUCGGCCAACUUCGACGCCGUCCUCGGCCACGAGGGCUUCCUCGUCGGUGCUGAGGGUGGCUAUGACGUCCAGAAGGCCGCCAUCACCAAGUACUCCGCUGCCGUCGGCUACAGCGUUCCCCAGUACACCGCUGCCAUCACCGCCGCCAGCAACCUGAGCGUGUUCUCCGCCUCGUACUACCACCGUGUCAACCCCCAGGUUGAGGCCGGUGCCAAGGCCACCUGGGACUCCAAGUCCGGUAACUCCGUCGGCCUCGAGGUCGCCAGCAAGUACCGCCUGGACCCCUCUUCCUUCGCCAAGGCCAAGAUCAACGACCGUGGUGUCGCCGCUCUCGGCUACAACGUCCUCCUGCGCCCUGGUGUGACCCUCGGCCUGGGUGCCUCCUUCGACACCCAGAACCUCAACCAGGCCGCCCACAAGGUCGGCGCCAGCUUCACCUUCGAGGCUUAGAGGAAUUCUCCUUCCUCCGCCAGCCUCUCCCGCAGUGCUCGUCCAAGCCUAGAUUAAUAGUCUGCGGAUAGCCGAGUCGAUCAGCUAGCUAUCUUGUUACUGCCAUCCUUGAGUCCGGGAAGCCAGUUCUCCGGCAGAUGCGCAGUUGGGAAUGGAUAU
Molecule: messenger RNA, 1073 nt
Organism: Aspergillus campestris IBT 28561
Lineage: Eukaryota; Fungi; Ascomycota; Eurotiomycetes; Eurotiales; Aspergillaceae
Product: porin
Exons: 6
Coding region: 60-914 (284 amino acids)
Biological process (GO): monoatomic anion transmembrane transport
Cellular component (GO): mitochondrial outer membrane
Molecular function (GO): voltage-gated monoatomic anion channel activity
Source: RefSeq, a predicted model, not a curated record